CCACACCUCUCCUCUCUCAAGAACCACCGCACUCUCUCUAGCAGGCCUCUGUUUUGUACUUGAAGUUUGAAACAGGAGCGAAAAGGUAGAUAGUCACUCAGCUUCUCGAGAGAUCGCCAAAGACGCGGCGCCGGCAGCAAGUUCUGCGGCGAUGGGGCACAAGUACACGCCGACGUACUACUCGGGCCUGCAGGACACCAUCGCGUCGCUCUGCAAGUCCAUCCUGCCCUCCUUCCGCGUGGGCCGGCGGCUCACCUCCGACCAGGCCGCGGCGCGGCGCCACGCCGAGCAGCUCAAGUGGCAGCAGGAGUCCUUCCACCGCAUCCUCCACCUUGCCGCGCUCCACCGCGAGGGCAUCGUCCCGGCCCACGACGUCGCCGCCUUCCGCGGCACCAUGCUCGCGGCGCUCGUCGCGCCGCCGCCGCAGCACCCCGAGCAGCCCGCGGUGCUCCGGGACAAGCUCCUCUUCCUCCAGGAGCUACUCUACGCCAAGUGCGUCUCCGCGGCGGAGUACAACGCGUCCAAGGCGCCCCUCGUGCGGCGGCUCGCCGCGUUCGGCGGCGGCGUCGUCGAGUGCCCCGAUGCCGAGGCCUCGGCCGAGGAGUGGUCGGAGAUCGACCUCCGUGACCCGCCUCCUCCCGCCGGCGCGGCGUCCUCCGACAAACCGAAGCACAAGGCCUUCAUCACGCCGUGGGAGAGCAGAUCCAGGAAGGAUCAGGACGCGAACCGCAGCGCAUCAAGGCCGCCGCUGGCCCCGGUGGAUCAUAACAACGCCAACAACGCGUCGGUCCUCAUGCCCGAGUAUUCUCCGUCGGAAGCGGUGCCCUGCAGGAAGGCGGAGAAGGGGAGGAGGAGGCAUCUGGCGGGGAUGUUCCACAGUGGCGGCAAUGGCACCGAGAACAAGGAGCCUGCGGGGGAGGAAGGGGGGGUCGACGAGAAAGCGACGGUGAAAUGUAAGAAGAAAAGCUCGUGGGGAUUCGAUGGCAUCAAGAAGUGGAAGAAAGCUGGCGCCUGUAAUAACAAUGGCGAGGCGGCAGCCACCGGUGAGCAGCCGCAGCGUACUCCUCCGCGCUCAUCGUACAGCGAGUGCCAAUUGGAGGCGAGCCCCAUGGCUGCAUCUGGCCCGGAUGCCAAGAGGGCCAAGACGAGGCUGCACUCCAGCACGGAUGAUGACUGCUUCUGAGCUGCUGCGUGAUAAGGAAUCAGCAGAUCGAGGCCAUCUCAACAAAGCUUCAGGUGGACAAGUCUGACCUCAAGCCCUUCUUGCCAAAGUAGAUCACUGGAUCAUCCAUCAUUCAGAUUAGGCGCAUGAUUUCUCAUAAACGAGAUAGUGACACUUUUUAUGCUUUUGUUACUGGUAUAAUGGUAUUGUUGUACUUAGGUUCAAUUGUUACAUUGGACCAGGAGUUGCUGUUUAUGGCGUCAUUUGUAUGAUUGGAGCCUACUUCCCAUUGAUUCCUUGAAUGCACAUCAGCUUUUCUCUCCCCC
Molecule: messenger RNA, 1488 nt
Organism: Zea mays
Lineage: Eukaryota; Viridiplantae; Streptophyta; Magnoliopsida; Poales; Poaceae
Exons: 3
Coding region: 152-1183 (343 amino acids)
Source: RefSeq, marked provisional